AUGUAUGGGCUUCUCUGCUCUCUCCUCCCAAUCACUGGAGUUCUUGCAGUUGUCAUUUUUAUGUGCUCUUUCUACAGCAUCCACCACAACCUAUAUGGUGUGCAGACAAAUUGGGGUGCAAGCACCACUGGUGAACCUGUGGAGCCUAUCAAGGUUGCUGUGGUUACUGUGAUUUUUUCUUCCCUACUUGAUCUAAAGUCAGUUGUUGAUGUAGUUUAA
Molecule: messenger RNA, 219 nt
Organism: Suillus bovinus
Lineage: Eukaryota; Fungi; Basidiomycota; Agaricomycetes; Boletales; Suillaceae
Exons: 2
Coding region: 1-219 (72 amino acids)
Source: RefSeq, a predicted model, not a curated record